Messenger RNA from Betta splendens (Siamese fighting fish), 2156 nucleotides. RefSeq names its product 5-aminoimidazole-4-carboxamide ribonucleotide formyltransferase/IMP cyclohydrolase (gene atic). Gene Ontology annotation, molecular function: IMP cyclohydrolase activity; phosphoribosylaminoimidazolecarboxamide formyltransferase activity. Gene Ontology annotation, biological process: 'de novo' IMP biosynthetic process. Bases 157 to 1932 code for a protein of 591 amino acids. The record is from RefSeq and is a predicted model, not a curated record. NCBI's taxonomy places the organism in Eukaryota, Metazoa, Chordata, Actinopteri, Anabantiformes, Osphronemidae. The transcript is spliced from 15 exons. Gene Ontology annotation, cellular component: cytosol.
CGUCGGGGCGGGACUAGGUCAACACAUGAAAUAGCUGCAAGUCUGUGUCAGCUUCACGAUUUAGGUGCGCGGUGCUGCUGGUUAGACUCAGCGAAGUUGUGAAAAAAGCCCUCCUGAGACCCAGACAGACCGCGGACUGACGUUGUGGAUGCAGAAAUGGCCUCUUCCGAACUUGCACUUUUGAGCGUGUCGGACAAAACUGGGCUUCUGGACUUUGCCAGAAGACUGGUGGACGUGGGUCUGUCUCUGGUGGCCUCAGGUGGCACAGCGAAAGCCCUGCGCGAUGCUGGGAUGUCUGUCAGGGAUGUGUCUGAGCUCACUGGACACCCAGAGAUGCUGGGAGGCAGAGUGAAGACCCUGCACCCUGCUGUCCAUGGCGGCAUCCUGGCCAGGAAAAUCCCCAGCGACACUGCAGACAUGGAGAAGCUGGGCUACGGCCUGGUCAGAGUGGUUGUGUGCAACCUUUACCCAUUUGUGAAGACCGUGUCGAACCCAGAUGUUACACUAGAGGCUGCUGUAGAGCAGAUUGAUAUCGGUGGAGUAACUCUGCUGAGAGCAGCGGCCAAGAAUCACGCUCGAGUCACGAUUGUGUGUGAUCCUACUGAUUAUUCCCUGGUUGCUAAAGAGAUGGAGAGUUCAGGAGACAAAGAUACGACCCUGGAAACACGCAGAACUCUAGCUCUUAAAGCUUUCACACACACGGCACAGUACGACGAGGCCAUAUCAGACUUCUUUCGAGGACAGUACAGCCGUGGGGUUUCCCAGCUGCCUCUGCGUUAUGGCAUGAACCCUCACCAAGCACCCGCCCAACUCUACACCCUGCUCCCAGCCCUCCCCCUGAGAGUGGUCAACGGUUCUCCUGGCUUCAUCAACUUGUGUGACGCUCUGAAUGCCUGGCAGCUAGUCAGAGAGUUAAAGAGCACCCUCGGCAUAGCUGCUGCCACCUCCUUCAAGCAUGUCAGCCCUGCCGGAGCUGCAGUAGGAGUUCCUCUGUCUGAGGAGGAAGCUAAAGUGUGCAUGGUGCAUGACAUGCUGAAGGAUCUCACUCCGCUGGCCACAGCCUAUGCCCGAGCAAGAGGUUCAGACAGAAUGUCAUCUUUUGGAGAUUUCAUCGCUCUGUCAGAUGUGUGUGACGUUCCCACUGCAAAGAUUAUAUCAAGAGAGGUGUCAGAUGGUAUCAUUGCACCAAGUUAUGAGGAGGAGGCACUUAAGAUUCUCUCCAAAAAGAAGAAUGGCAACUACUGUGUCCUUCAGAUGGACCCAGACUACGAGCCUGAGGAGGCUGAGGUGAGAGUGUUGUUUGGCCUCUAUCUCAAACAAAAGAGAAAUGGAGCUGUUAUCAAUAAGGAAUUCUUCAACAAUGUGGUUUCCAAUGGCUCUCUCUCAGAGGAGGCUGUGCGAGACCUCACUGUUGCCACCAUUGCUGUCAAGUACACACAGUCCAACUCCGUCUGCUAUGCUAAAGAUGGACAGGUAAUUGGUAUUGGAGCAGGUCAGCAGUCCCGUAUCCACUGCACACGUCUUGCAGGUGACAAGGCUGAUAAUUGGUGGCUGAGACACCACCCUAGUGUCUUAAACAUGAAAUUUCGCAGUGGUGUGAAGCGAGCAGAAAUGGCCAACGCAAUUGACCAGUAUGUCAGUGACACUAUUGGAGAGGGUCCAGACCUGGCUAUUUGGAAGUCAAUGUAUGAAGAGGUUCCUGAACGUCUAUCAGAGACGGAAAAAAAGAACUGGAUCAGCUCUCUGCAGACUGUGGCUGUCAGCUCCGAUGCUUUCUUUCCUUUCAGGGACAACAUAGAUCGUGCCAAACGGAGCGGUGUUGACUACAUCGCAGCUCCCGCCGGUUCUGCUGCUGAUGAGAUUGUGAUUAAUGCCUGUAAUGAGCAGGGCAUCACUCUGGUGCACACCAAGCUGAGGCUCUUCCACCACUAAGUGUCUCUACAGGUUUCCACUUGUUCCGUAAACUGCUGUUUGCUGCAUCAUUAGAGUCCAAUUUAAUGUCUAACAAUACUGAUACUUAAAACAUUCCAAUCCUUGAAACAUGGAGGUACAAUGCACUGUUUUGUAACACUAAAUGCAUUCCUGAUACAGUAACUGUUGGAGUUCAUUCCAGGCCAAUCAAAUUACACUGGUGAAAAAUAAACCGUAAAUGAUGA